CAAAAAGUGCUUGGCAAUGACGCGCACGCACACAGCCGACAUGAUGCUCGGUCAGCUCGCCGUGUCGCGCUGAGUGUCUGCUGUGAGCGCGUCAGCCGCCUACCGCAUCUGCUCCCCAUCAGCCGAGGUGUCUUGAAGCACCGCCGCAAGGGUGGAGAGAUGAGGCAUAGAAGAUGGACGGAGGGGAGGAGAUUGGUGACACACAUCAAGGUUGCUGUUAAUAGCACAGACGGGACCAGAAUAGCUGGGGCGGCGCAGGACGAAAGCGAGGCUCUGCAUCUUCUUGGGUGAAACUCGAGCGGCUGAUCAAAAUGAGCAAAGUCCGCUGGGCUUUUGUUUUCUCAUACAACACGUGAGCAAGGUUGAACUUUAUGGGCUGGAAGACAAGGGCUACAGCAUAAAUGGGUUAAAAACGGGCCGUUUUGGUUAACAGUAAACUCGCAAGAGAAUACACACAGUGCGAUGCUCGUGCGCGCGCACGUCCUUGAGACAGUACAAGCGAGACACCGAGUGUUUUAACUGAGUUCAAAUAGUCUCAGGGAGUCUGGUCCAUUUGCGACUCCUUCACCAUCGAGUCCUCGUGUGCGCGCGCACGCACGCACGCACGCAUGUACGCACGCACGCACGCACGCACGCACGCACACCUCCCUCCUCCUCCUCCUCCUCCUCCUGGCGCCGCUUCUCUUCUCCCUGCACAGCCGCAGUCUUCGGCGAUGCGCCGUUAACGGCAGAGCCGCUCAGACGCUCUCUGUUCUUCUUCUUCUUCUUCCAUCAUCCUCGCUCGGAGGAGGAGAGCACCAGCACCCCCGCCUCCCCUCCCCUCCCCGGGCUGUGACCCUGCCAGCCGGCCCCCUCGCCAUCCUUCUCCGUACCAUGGAAACACAAGGCGGUCGUUCUUCCAACUAGACGGAAAGCCUCACCUCGCACAGCCAAGACGGGGGCCACGAUGAGCGAGGAGCCGCCUGCCACGUCCAGCUGGCUGACCGCUGAGCCCACGGCGUGGCCGAGUGGCGGCGGAGGGCCCGCGGACAACAGCACCAGCUCGGGGAUGUUCCCGCCGGAGGACCCCCUCCCGCCCGGCGAGCUGCCGCUGCUGGUCAACCCCUGGGACAUCGUGCUGUGCUCGUCGGGGACUCUGAUAGCUUGCGAAAACGCCCUGGUGGUGCUGGUGAUCUGGCAGAACCCGGCGCUCAGAGCGCCCAUGUUCCUGCUGAUCGGCAGCCUGGCGCUGGCCGACCUGCUGGCCGGCCUGGGCCUCGUGCUUCACUUCACCUGUGCCUACCUGCUCCGCUCGGACUCGGCCCAGCUGCUGACCGUGGGCCUGGUGGUGGCCUCGUUCUCGGCCUCCGUCUUCAGCCUGCUGGCCAUCACCAUCGACCGCUACCUGUCGCUGUAUUACGCCCUCACCUACAACUCGGAGCGCACGGCGGCCUUCACCUACACCAUGCUGGUGCUGCUGUGGGGCCUCUCCCUGUGUCUGGGGCUGCUGCCCGUCACGGGGGUCAACUGCCUGGCGGAGGAGGCCACGUGCAGCGUGGUGCGGCCGCUGACCAAGAACAACAUCGCCGUGCUGUCCGUCUCCUUCCUGCUGCUCUUUGGCCUCAUGCUGCAGCUCUACGUGCAGAUCUGCAAGAUCGUGAUGCGCCACGCUCACCAGAUCGCGCUCCAGCACCACUUCCUGGCCGCCACGCCGCACUACGUCACCACGCGGAAGGGCGUGUCCACGCUGGCCAUCAUCCUGGGGACGUUCGCCGCCUGCUGGAUGCCGUUCACCGUCUACUCCCUCAUUGCCGACUACACCUACCCCCCGCUCUACACCUACGCCACGCUGGUGCCCGCCACCUACAACUCCGUCAUCAACCCGGUCAUCUACGCCUUCCGGAACCAGGAGAUCCAGAAGGCGCUGUGGCUGGUGUGCUGUGGCUGCGUGCCGGCGAGCGUGGCCCAGCGCGCGCGCACCCCCAGCGACGUCUGACCGAGCAGACCCAGGCGGAGAGCGAGAGGGACCCUGGGUCAGCUGUGCUCCUCACCGGAUGCGUCCGGUGUCACUGAGAGCAGCAGCAGCAGCAGCAGAUGUCAGGGGACGUGGCCGAGGGCUGUGGAUACGGUUCUGGCCGGAGAUGGAGGAGGGUUAGGUCCAUCCGUACCCCCCAUGGAUGGAUGGAAGGAUGGAUGGAAGGAUGGAGGGGUGGGUGGGUGGGUGGCGUUUUUCUUUUGUUAGAAACCCCUUAGGGCAACGUAUAUCUCCGUCUUCCCCAGCACAGGCGUCCAUUGUGCGUGCUGCAUCCCGCCCCCUCCUGUUCGGCCCGCGCCACGCCCUUCCUCUGUUCUGCAGAAAGCGCUGAGUGCAUCACAUGUUACGGGCUGCAGCUGUAAAUAGAGUGUGCAUACACUCAACGGCGCUGGAGCUUUGGUUGACACUGCUUUUUUUUUCUUGCGGAAGGAUUAUAGUUUGCGUGCGUAAAACUCGCGGCAGAUUAACGGAGCUGCGCGUGCGUGAGCAGAGGAGAGGAGAGAGAGAGAGGGGCUGAGCGAGCGCUCGCGCAGCCAAAGCCCGUCUGGAGCGGCAUCCCGGCCGCUCUGCUGCUGCACUCUGGACGUGCGUCGAAAGCUAAACAGACGCGGGGAGCUAUAAAUAGACGGGGCGCUCUGUGAUCCGCGCCCUGCGCUCUGCACAGGCGCUGAGAGGAAGCGUCGAGCCGCUCCUCGCCUCUCCCUUUUUUCCGGAACGUGCGUAAAUGUGAGUCUGGGAAUCUCAAGACAAAGUCCCGGGAGAGCCCCACCAUUAACCCCGACUCUUCAUUUUUUUAUUUAUAUAGAGACAAACUGAAUUUAGGCCUGUUUGAUUAUGUAACAACCUGAUAUGUCUGGAAUUCACUAUAUAAUUGAGUGUAUGUUUGCUUUAGAAAUGGAUAUGAAUCAGCUGGACGGUGAUCUCUGAAUUUAAGGAAUCCUAUUGGAAAUUAACCCAACUAUAAAAGCCAAAUUUUUAUUUGAGUUUUCUCUACAAAGCUGCAAAAUCUGGAUGUAUAAUUUGACCUUGUGGCUCUUGAACAGCCUCAGUCCAACCUCUUAGCACCUGAUCUGCAUGCUGGGCUUUAGUGUACUUUGCAUGGAACAAGCACAGAUCCCCGUUAUUCCCUGAUUCAGGACCGGGACACAUCAUGUGUCGUAGCAGCCGGGUGUCAUCAUCACCCCACUACUACUUUUAAUGUACAGAGUACCACAGUGCACCUUCCAUGGACAUGGAACGUGUUGCGGUUUGUUAAAUGUUGUGAGUUCAGAGGUGCUUCGCUGUCAUUUAAUAUACCAGCACCUACUGGCUGUGUAAAAUCCGCAAUCUGCCAAAAGCCACGCGUGCUGAUUUCUCAUUCAUACAGAUGUGUGUCAGCAAUAACUAGCCGAAGAACGGUAGUUAUUUUUAACAUGUGAAGCAAUACCCAGAGAGCAAUAACAUCCAUGUCCUGCCAUGACUUCUUCCUGCAGAGUUGAGUACUGUAACGGGCGCUCGGGAGGGCGAGGCGCUGUGGUGAACGGGCUGCGGGCGACGCUUCACCGUCGCCUCUGUGCUGGAGAAACGUGGCCGAGCACCUCCCUCGUCGCAGUGACAUCACUGCCUCGUUCCUUCGCAACCUUUUCUUCGGGUUCUGAUGAUUCGCGUGGCGCUUGGAAGAACUCUUUUCUUUUUCCUGCGGCCUCGGCCGCUCGUGAGCAUACGGACUCUACACACUAGUGUUGUAACCUGAUGUGUCAGCGCUUGGGCCAGGACCGCGUUUCUGUGCAUAUGGUAUGAGUUGCAUGGCCUCUGGGUGUGUGCAUGUGUGUGUCCUUUCGUGUGUGUGUGUGUGUGUGUGUGUGUGUGUGUGAUCCAGCAGCUGAGCAGAUAAUAUUCUGUCUCCCGUGUUGUGGAGGCCGGAGUGGAAACAGGUCAGAGGAACACAGACUCCUGUUCACUCCCCGCCCUUAAAGGAUAAUGCUGCCAGUCUUCCUGUCAAUUUUAAGAAUAGUGGCCUCGUUACAUGUCGGCAGAGAUUUUUGAAGGGAGACCAGAAUAGGACGUGGGCGCUCCAGCACUUCAAGCCAAAGUGAAAAGUACUGAAUGAACUGGGAUUCUGGUCCUGCUGUGUUUUCUGCCUCGGUAUCACUAAUAUCCUACUCUCGUGCUCGCCGAGGCCGGUGUCCGUUAAGUGACCUCUGAAUGAUUCUAAAUGAGCUAAAAGCCGCUUCCAAGCACACAGAUGCUGCUUCUCCGGGCCUUCCUUGCUGACCUCCCUCUCCGCGGUCCAGUCGUUCCCACCUUUGACUGGGUACAAAGCAUAAAAUAGGACAGAGACAGUAAAGAGAGCUCACGGAGAGCUCUUGUGCUCUUUGGAGGCCCUGCCUGUGCAUGUAAACUUGUGCCGUGUCAGACUGAACUCUGAGUCAUCGGAUGAGCACCAGCAGGUCAGACUGCCACAUCACAAACCACCACAGACUCUUAUUCCUUUACCUUUGGAGAAAAAUCUAUUUUGUUAUAUUAAUUGAGAAGUUCUAUUUUUUUCCACUUCAGUCCGGCCGGACGUCUUUCAGACUCUCAUGCUGUAUGAUAAUAACGGCGCUGUAAAGCCUUCUGCUGAAUGUAGUAAUCCCGUUGUUUAAUCGGAACCCCUUCCUUCUGACUCAUCUGUCUGUGUAUAUACAGCAUGCAUGGUGCUACCAAAGCUAUUUAAACCACGUGAGUUGGGUGGCACCAGUUUUUUAAUGGCAUUUGUCCACUUCACCUGUUAAUGUUGGACUCGUUGUUUCACCUUUCUCACUUCAGUAUGCACCCGUUUAUACAGGCCGGGUAACGACCGGCAGCUCUGGCUACGCAGAUGGACGACCGUACUCAGUUCUCUUGACUGGUGGAUAUUUUCCUCUUGUGCAGCCGCCAGUAUUGUUUGAUUUUCAUGCUUGAGCAGGUGUGAACAAGGGCUUUGUAACUAAGAAUAGUAAAAGACUGUGAUGUUGGAUGUAAUACUUCUCUGUAUACACUCACACACCUGCUGAACUGCUUCACAGUGUAACCGAACACAACCGUUGGGAGAAAUCGUGUAGCCAAUCAUGGGUUUGUUGGAGGUUUGAUGUGUCUUUCUGGUUUUUACUUAUCUAGAGCUAAUUAUUAAAACACUCAAGAGCCUGUGAAUGUGUGUAUGUGUGGGUGUGUGUGUGUGUGUGUGUGUGUGUGUGUGUGUUUGACGGUGGGGGGUUGAAGGUGGGGGGACGCCACAGUAUCAGCAUCUUGUGUAGACGUAUGCGUAGUUUUCAAUGUGAAAUGCACUUUAUUUUUUGGAUGAUAAUGGCACAAGAAAUUAAGUAUCUGCAAAAUGAAACAUAUAAACGAUAAUCAACAUGCACUAACUUACCUGAGAUAUUGUAAAAACGUGUGUGUGAACGUGGUGUCUAUUUUUCCAAGGUGUUAGUUGUACUUUUUAUUGCUUUGGUUAGUUCACUCUAUUGAGAGAUCUUGUUAAUUUUGUAUUAAAAACAAACAUGUGCUGUGCAUUAAA
Molecule: messenger RNA, 5528 nt
Organism: Betta splendens (Siamese fighting fish)
Lineage: Eukaryota; Metazoa; Chordata; Actinopteri; Anabantiformes; Osphronemidae
Gene: gpr12
Product: G protein-coupled receptor 12
Exons: 2
Coding region: 947-1975 (342 amino acids)
Biological process (GO): G protein-coupled receptor signaling pathway
Cellular component (GO): membrane
Molecular function (GO): G protein-coupled receptor activity
Source: RefSeq, a predicted model, not a curated record